Molecule: messenger RNA, 1326 nt
Organism: Funneliformis geosporum
Lineage: Eukaryota; Fungi; Glomeromycota; Glomeromycetes; Glomerales; Glomeraceae
Source: the annotation of a GenBank genome assembly
AUGUCCACACUUUUAGUAGCUACCCCACGAAGCAUUUCAUGCAUUCGAUUUUUUGCACGUUCUUAUGCAACGUUAGUUGUUAACACAAAAGUUAACGCUCCAAAUCUUAAUUCAACGCCAAAACUCGAUGAGCAAAGCGAAAUAGAUAAAGAAAAAAGUACUAGUACCAUUUCCUCUAUAACUUCUGGAAUCAAUUCAGCUUUACAAUGGACGGAACAUCAUCCGAUACCAGAUCCAAAGUUUGAGGUCGUUUCCGCUGGGACUUUGAGCGCUUUGCUCUUGGUUAAAAUUCCGCCAAGGUCAGAGAUACUUGCAGCACCUGGAACAGCCAUUGCUGUAUCAAGUAAAGUUAUAGCGGAACGAACUAUGGAUGGAAAUAUUAUUAUUGCUUUAGGUAGGAAGUUUGCUGGUGGAUCCUUGAUCUAUAAUAAGUUCAUGACAGGUUCGAAUCCUGGUGAUGUUCUUCUAGCACCUCGUGAUUUAUCAGACAUAUCUAUCAUAAAUAUGGAUGGCAAGUCUGUUUACUAUGUUAGAAAAGGUGCCUUCCUUGCGCGCGGUCCUAGAGUCACAGUAAACAUUGGUCGGAUUUAUGGAAUGGGUUCAUUGAAUGCUUUUGCAAACCGUGUCACCGGUAGAGGUACAUUAGUUAUCUCAAAUUAUGGAUCUAUACAUCGAUUGAUUUUGAAUCCAGGAGACGCAUAUUUUGUGAACUCAAAACAUCUUUUAGCUUGGAAUUCUCAGACCAAACCAAUAAUAUCACCACCUUUGAUCACUUCAUCUUCGGUUGAUAAAAAUAGACUGAUUAGAAAUGUCACUGCCAAACUAUCAGAGAAAACUAACGAAUUAUUUGACACAAUUUUUAGUAGUCCUUCAGUAAAACCAACGCUUGAAAGAUUAAAGAGAGCUUCGGUUCGAACAAGGAGAUGGGCGUUUGGUGGACCUGAGUACCUAAAGUUAACAGGUCCAGGCGAUUUUUAUUUAUCGUCGAGAAUUUCACCAGUUCUAGGAGGAUUCAAAUCGUUGACAUCACCUUCUAUCGAAGAAAUUGUUGCAGUGGAUCCUAUACACUUGGAGACACAAAAUGAUCACAAUAUUAGACAAUCGCCACCUUAUAUACCUUUAAUGUCAUAUGCUGUAGUAGCGAGUGAUGGGACAGUAUCUUUUAUAAAAUAUAAGGAUUCAUCAAAAACUUCAUUUAGUAGUUCUUUAUCUCCCCCAUCUCCCGAACAAGAUAACAGAUCAACUAUUGGAAGAAUAGUUUCAGGAGAUGGUAUGUUACAAUUAAGACGUUGGGUAGGUUUUUCUCUGAAAAUAUUGAUUAGAUAA